AUGAGUGAUCCAUGUGAAUGUUUUUUCAAUCAAGAAGCCGCUGUUCAAAGACUUUUAGCUAUUGUAAGUUCAAAAGAUUUAGAUGAGAAUUCUUCAAAGAAAAUCUGUUUUGCAGCUCCGAAACUCUCAAAGUUUGUGCACAGAUUCGGAAUGUUUACCAGAUGGUUUGGCUGGAGGAUCGGGUGAUCAGACGAUUAUGCUGUGGACUUUGUUAUGGACAGUUUUGGCGAUGGGAUUGUAUUUUAUGCGACCGAAUUCGAUGAGAUCUGGAGCGGAGAGACAACGAAAUAAUGAGGAGGCGAUUUUGGAGAAACCAACUUCUUCUUCGAAUGUGAGUUUUGGACAAAUUCAAAUUGGACACGAUUUUUAAGAUAUUUUGAGAAGUUUUGAAUCUGAAUUAGAAGAUAUUCAUAUUCAGAACUUUUUCAAAACAUCGGGUUCUGUGACAUAAUUUUGAGACUAAAAGGGCCCUGAAGCAAUAAAAACUAACUCAUCUUCCAAUUUAUCAAAAUUUCAAAUUCUAGGAUCAACCACCACCUCCUCCACCUCCAUCAGCCAUGUAA
Messenger RNA from Caenorhabditis angaria, 563 nucleotides. The record is from the annotation of a GenBank genome assembly. NCBI's taxonomy places the organism in Eukaryota, Metazoa, Nematoda, Chromadorea, Rhabditida, Rhabditidae.